AUGGGCCUGCUGCUGGGCUGGUGGCUCAGCUCCGAGCCUUAUCGCGGCGAGGGUUUCUGUGUCCCACUGUCCACCUGGAACAUGCUGCUCCAGGAUACGGGCUUUACGGGUGUGGAGUAUGAAUUCCGUGAUUAUCGCAGCGACGCCUGCCUUGAGCUAAGCGUACUGCACCUGCUUUGGCUCCACGGCAGCGCCGGAACAGAACGCCGCUGGUUUUCUCAGAAUCCAGACCUUGGUGGAGGCGUCGGUCUCGGCGGCGCGGAGUCUCAUCGACCCCUCGCACACGGCGUCUAUUUAAACGAUAUCCUGCAAGCCGAUUCCGUUUUCAAGACGGUGGAGCGUGGAAUCCAAUGUCUAGGUGAGAUCGAACACAUUGUGCCGCUGACUGGGAAGGCCAUCAUUAUGGAUGCCCUGCAACUCGCUAAGAAUGCAUUGGUAUUUAUCAAACCGUUCUUCGAGCCUGAUCAGACUUUAGUCGAUUCCUUCCCUUGCUUGUUUACCAACAAUGGACUCAACGGCCCUGCAUCGGGCAACCUUUCAGCGAACCCUUCAGACCUGACCAGCUUUGAUAUGCCUGACAUCCUCGGGCAGCAAUGA
Messenger RNA from Aspergillus homomorphus CBS 101889, 597 nucleotides. RefSeq lists its product as uncharacterized. Lineage: Eukaryota; Fungi; Ascomycota; Eurotiomycetes; Eurotiales; Aspergillaceae. The transcript has 4 exons. Bases 1 to 597 code for a protein of 198 amino acids. The record is from RefSeq and is a predicted model, not a curated record.